This is a messenger RNA of Fusarium oxysporum Fo47, 1762 nucleotides long. Its product is annotated as ubiquitin-protein ligase RMD5. Gene Ontology annotation, molecular function: ubiquitin protein ligase activity; protein binding. Gene Ontology annotation, cellular component: cytoplasm; nucleus; GID complex. The record is from RefSeq and is a predicted model, not a curated record. Bases 189 to 1484 code for a protein of 431 amino acids. The transcript is spliced from 3 exons. Gene Ontology annotation, biological process: proteasome-mediated ubiquitin-dependent protein catabolic process. NCBI's taxonomy places the organism in Eukaryota, Fungi, Ascomycota, Sordariomycetes, Hypocreales, Nectriaceae.
GUUGAAUCCUCAAACGACAUCAACCUUCAACACAACGGGCAUUUUGUCGUCCACCCGUCGAAUAUCCUAGCUAUUGGAUGAGCGCAUGAUUCUCUCUGACCUUUGAACCUUCACUUCGCGUUAAACAUAACUCUUGGUCUUGAUCAUAUCUUCUGCAUCUGAUUCAAAACCCCACAUAGUCCCCAACCAUGGCGGAAGCUGAUAACGAUCAUGUCUCGCCCUUUGCACCGCUCAUGGUUGAGCUGGCUCGUAUGAGGAACAGAACACUCAAAUCCGCGAUCGAUGAUGUAGAUCAAGUCAUUGAACUUCUUACUAAUGCUCGCGAGCAGAUUGCUCAAGAGCAAGACGCGACUCGAACUGGUAUGGCUAUGAUGACGCUGCAAAAUCCAGUCAAAGCCCGCUUCGAACGAAUCACUACAGACCUAAAGGAUGUUACCAAGGCGCAGAAGUCCUUUGGAAAGGCCCUCGAUAAGGCUCUUCCUCACCGAGAACUCCCUAUGGAGACUGAUGCCAUGGCGGACCACCCGCGACUUAUCAACCGUGCGAUAGCCAUGCAUCUUCUUCGCGAAGGUCAAUUUUCUGUCGCCUCGACAUUUCUCAAAGAAGCUACAGAUCACCCUCCCGGCCGCGAAGCCCACACCAUUUCACAAACAGACGAGGAUGGCGAUGAUGAUAUGGAAAGCGAGGAUGACUUAGAAGAUGAAAUGGCUGGUCUACAUUCAGAGCAUUUGCAAAACAAGUUCGCUGAAAUGUAUAGCAUCCUUUCGCAGCUCAAGGACCACAACCUCCUACCCGCCAUCAACUGGGCCCACGCAAACGGCGUCCAUCUUGAGGCCAGGGGAAGCACACUCGAAUUUGAGCUUAUCAAGCUCCAAUAUGUCUGGCUGUUCAAAGGUCCAUCUGUCAACGGUCUCCCCGACGACCCUGCGACCAAUGGACUUGGCGGAGCGAUUAACUAUGCUCGCCAGAACUUCCCACGUUUCCAGAACCGUCAUUUGCUAGAGAUACAACAACUCUCCAGCGCUGUGGUGUUCGCCCCUAACCUGGCCAAAUCUCCCUACAGCCAUAUAUUUGAGACAGAGUCAGCGUUCGAGGACGUAGCCAUGUCGUUCACUCGCGAAUUCUGCUCCCUGCUUGGCCUAUCGGCGGAGUCACCUCUCUAUAUCGCCGUCACAGCAGGCUCCAUCGCUCUUCCACGCCUGAUCAAAUACACAACUUAUAUGCGGGAGAAGAAGACAGAAUGGACGACAGAGAACGAACUUGCCUUCGCGACACCUCUGCCCGAGUUUAUGAUCUAUCAUCCCAUCUUUGUCUGCCCCGUAAGUAAAGAGCAGACAACUCAAGACAACCCUCCCAUGAUGCUCAGUUGCGGUCACGUUCUCUGCCGCGAAUCUCUGAACAACAUAGUGAAAGCAGCACGGUAUAAGUGUCCCUACUGCCCGACAGAAGGUCACCUUAAGGAUGCCAUCCAGAUCAGACUAUAGCAUACUGUUCCUGCUAGCAUACAUGCAUGGUCAUGCUACUUAUCACAGCGCACUGCCACAUUGGGCAAGAUGGAUUGGCGUUUAUUCGACUUGAAUGAAUCCAGCAAGGACUAUGCUUCGGCUUUGGUUCAAAAUCAAGAAUGGAAAGCGGGCGUUUUGGCAUUUUGUUUUACAAUUGUACCUGUUGGGAUAUUUCCUUUGCCUCAUAGACAGACACGUCGAUCUUUUCUCCAGCAUAAGCUGUGAAACACGCAACGUUCUAGCUGCACUAUUGUCUC